UCCUCUUCUUUCUCCCCCUACAUUCUUUUAUUCAACCCUUCUUUACUUUUCUUUUUCCUGAUCCUCCUUUAUUUAAUCUCCUUCUUAAUACCUAAUACCUUUAUCAAUUUUCAGCAUCAUAAUUUGCUCUCUGCUUUCUUUUCUAUGGCCACCGGUGGAGCAUAGAGUAGCUAGCCUUUGCCAUGUUUCUGUGUCAAGCUUGUUCUGGUGCUUUGUUUCUUCUCUGAGUGAUAGUGGAUCUUCAUCAGAACCUGGGUAAAGGUUUUCAGUCUGUGCUGCUAGCCAGCGGUGUUAAUUCAGAAGAGAGGGGCGACUUUGAUUGACACAAAGAUUCCCUUCCCACACACUUGGAGUUUGCUUCCUGCAGAUUCCGUGCUCUGCUCAAGGGUUCUAAGUGCUUUUCUUGUGAAGUACUCCGAAGGAAACUGAGCUGUGUAAACGAGAUGGCUGCUUCCUGCCAGGCCCUCCCUUGUGAUAGGGACUCUGAGGGUGGGGAAAGCUGACAGCCUGUACCUCUAUAAGUGAUGCUGUCCACAUAUCCACUCUGACUUGGAGGCAGACAGCCACACCACCUGUGGGCUGCGUGUGCGUGAGCUUGGCCACCAGUGCUUGAGUGUCCUCUGGUUUUGAUUUUCUGGAGGUAAGAUCCGCACACCUAAUUAAGGACUAACUGGGCAGGAGGGUCCUGCUUACUGCUGCCAUUUUGGCGGAACCAUGAACCCUACUCAUCACUGUUUGUCGUUGGCUCUCUGACUCCUGAGAACAGAGUAACUUAAAAUACUGAGGGACAGACCAGCUAAUAGACAGCCCUAUUAGGAUUUUCACACUGGGGUCAGCUAAGAUCAGAGAGGUACAGGGAUUCCAUUUGAGCUACCAGUGAGGCUAGAACAAAAAAGAAUCUCCUUGAGGAUUCAGGCCCCUGACUCCCCUGAGUUCUACUCCUCUGAUCAGGGAUCAUAGUAUCUGACGCUGGAGGGCUGGGGUGUGAGGCUGUGUGAGAUAAUAGAUGCUCCUGGGGAUUUCUGACUGGGAAGAGUUGGGUCUUGUUGGUAAUCUUGACUAUAUCUGCUUGUCUGUCAUGAUCUACUCUGUUCCUGGGGCCCGCAAAGUGGAGCAAGAAUGGGGGUGUGGCAGAGGGGAGCCACGUUAAUGCUACAGAUGGGUUGGUAAUCCUUCCCUCCUGCAGGAGAAGUCACUGGAGCAGCAGCCAUGUCACUGUGUUCUUUAGCCUUUGUCCUCUUCUUGGCUGCUGUUGCUGGUAUCAAGUGCAAUGGGACAGAAGUGUGUGCCGGAAGUCCUGGUAUCCCUGGCACUCCUGGAAACCAUGGCCUGCCUGGCAGAGAUGGGAGAGAUGGUAUCAAAGGUGACCCUGGACUUCCAGGUCCCAUGGGCCCCCCUGGAGGAAUGCCAGGUCUUCCUGGGCGUGAUGGGAUGCCUGGAGCCCCUGGUGCCCCUGGAGAACGUGGAGACAAGGGAGAGCCUGGAGAGAGGGGUCUUCCAGGAUUUCCAGCUUACCAGGAUGAGGAACUGCAGACCGAUCUCCUCGAGAUAAGACAUAAGAUACAGCAAAUGAUGGGAGUCCUCAGCUUGCAAGGAUCCAUGUUGCCUGUCGGAGAGAAAGUCUUCUCCACCAAUGGGCAGUCAGCCAACUUUGAUACCAUUAGAGAGACAUGUAUCAGGGCAGGUGGCAACAUUGCUGUACCAAGGAGCCCAGAGGAGAACGAGGCCAUCUCAAGCAUCGUGACCAAGUACAACAUCUAUGCCUACUUGGGCAUGGUUGAAGACAAGAUCCCUGGAGAGUUCCAAUACCUGGAUGGGGCUUCUGUGAACUACACCAACUGGUACCCAGGGGAGCCCAGGGGUACGGGCAAAGAGAAGUGUGUAGAGAUGUAUACAGAUGGGCGAUGGAAUGACAAGGGCUGCCUGCAGUACCGGCUGGCUAUUUGUGAAUUUUGA
Molecule: messenger RNA, 1956 nt
Organism: Myodes glareolus (Bank vole)
Lineage: Eukaryota; Metazoa; Chordata; Mammalia; Rodentia; Cricetidae
Source: RefSeq, a predicted model, not a curated record